Molecule: messenger RNA, 1697 nt
Organism: Condylura cristata (star-nosed mole)
Lineage: Eukaryota; Metazoa; Chordata; Mammalia; Eulipotyphla; Talpidae
Gene: ECSIT
Product: ECSIT signalling integrator
Exons: 9
Coding region: 288-1607 (439 amino acids)
Cellular component (GO): mitochondrion
Source: RefSeq, a predicted model, not a curated record
GCCCUCUAAAUCAGCAUUCUCGAUUCGCUGUCUUCCUGGUGGCACAUGACCCGGAAAUUUUCUGAGCAACAUGGCGGCGCCCAGUGGCAAGACAGACCUGGCCUGGAGUGCGUGGCUCGCCUAAUGGGGCAGUUGACGCUUGGAGAGGCUAAGGCCCUUUCCCGAGGUGACUCCGCAAAUCGGCAUCUAGACUGGAAUUCGAAUCCGCUGCUGCCUGUUUCUCCUAGAGGACGCUGAAUCCUUACAGCCAGCCCCAGAGCUGCUGUGGUUGUCCAUCAAGCAGAGGCAUGAGCUGGGUCCAAGCCAUCCUGCUGACCCGGAGCCUCUCUCGGGGCUGGGGAAGCAUUUGCAGGGCAACUCUGUCUGGAGCCCCUUUUUCUCAGGUGACCUCCCAGAUCUGCCGGAACCUCCACUGCAGCAUAGCCGCUCAUAACUCUGACUCGUCACUCAUCCCACAUCCCCCUAAGCCCUCUCAGGGCCCUGCAAAGGCCCUGGCACCCCAUGAGGAGCUGUUUAGGCAGGCACCUGAUGGGGUGCGGGACAAGGCAAGCUUUUUGCAGGCUGUGCAGAACUUUGGGCAGCACAAUGUCCACAAACGGGGCCAUGUUGACUUCAUCUACUUGGCCCUCCGCAAGAUGCGUGAGUAUGGAGUGGAGCGGGACCUGGCUGUCUACAACCUGCUGCUUGACAUCUUCCCCAAGGAAGUCUUCCGGCCACGCAGCAUCUUCCAGAGGAUGUUCAUUCACUACCCCCGGCAGCAGGAGUGUGGGAUUGCUGUCCUGGAACAGAUGGAGAACCACGGGGUGAUGCCCAACAAGGAGACAGAGUUCCUGUUGAUUCAGAUAUUUGGACGUAGAAGUUAUCCUAUGCUCAAGUUCGUGCGCAUGAAGCUGUGGUUCUCCCGAUUCAAGAACAUCAAUCCAUUCCCAGUACCCCGGGACUUGCCGCAGGAUCCUGUGGAUCUGGCCAGGUUGGGCUUGCAGCACAUAGAGCCCAACCUCAGUGCCAGGGUCACCAUCUAUCAGAUGCCUUCAUCCAGAGAUUCAUCGGGUGCCUUGGACCCCAAACCACACAUCCUGGGAAUCCAGAGCCCUGAUCAGCAGGAAGCUCUGGCCCAUCAUGACCCAGCCCAGCCCAUCUUCGUGGAAGGCCCCUUCUCCUUGUGGCUUCGAGACAAAUGCAUCUAUUACCACAUCCUCAGAGCUGACUUGCUUCCCCCAGAUGAGAGGAAAGUGGAGGAGAUUCCUGAGGAAUGGAACCUCUACUACCCAAUGCAACUGGACUUGGACUAUGAGCGGAGUGGCUGGGAUGACUAUGAAUUUGACACUGAAGAAGUGGAAGAAGGUCCUAUCUUCGCCAUAUGCAUGGCGGGUGCCCAUGACCAGGCCACACUGGCCAAGUGGAUCCAGGGCCUACAGGAGACCAACCCAGCCCUAGCCAAGAUCCCAGUAGUCUUCCGCCUGGGAAGUUCCACAGGAGAGCUCCUGGCACCCUCCCCAGGGCUAGAGGAGGCACCCUUGUCACCUGAAACCCAGGAAGAAGAGGAAGACAGAGACAGCAGCAGGACCAGAGUCGAGUCUGAGUGGUCUAAGGGACAGAGGCUGUGAACUGGUAUGAAAGCAUGAGAUGACCUUUGGAUGUACAGCAAAUAAAGGCUUUCCCAUUUGGGGCUGUUUUCUCUUUGGCAGUGUGGCAAC